Molecule: messenger RNA, 3131 nt
Organism: Astyanax mexicanus (Mexican tetra)
Lineage: Eukaryota; Metazoa; Chordata; Actinopteri; Characiformes; Acestrorhamphidae
Gene: napgb
Product: N-ethylmaleimide-sensitive factor attachment protein, gamma b
Exons: 12
Coding region: 162-1094 (310 amino acids)
Biological process (GO): intracellular protein transport
Cellular component (GO): SNARE complex; vacuolar membrane
Molecular function (GO): soluble NSF attachment protein activity; syntaxin binding
Source: RefSeq, a predicted model, not a curated record
GCUUCAGCGUAAAGUCGGAUAAUCCACGUACAGCUCCAGCCUGCCAUACUGUUUACCUUCAGCAUCAUCCGCCACCAGCAGCAGCAACAGCAGCAGCCCGUCCUCCUCCUCCUGCUCCUCCUCAGCCCGUCCUCCGCUCCGCUCCGGGCUCAGUCUGCAGCAUGGCCGCGCAGAAGAUCAACGAGGCGCACGAGCACAUCGCUAAAGCGGAGAAAUGCCUGAAGACUAGCAUGACGAAGUGGAAGCCGGACUAUGAUGGAGCAGCAUCUGAAAUGGCGAAAGCUGCUGUAGCUUUCAAAAAUGCAAAGCAGUUUGAUCAAGCGAAAGAUGCCUAUCUGAAGGAGGCUGAAUAUCACACUGACAACAAAGCACUGUUCCACGCUGCAAAGGCAAUUGAACAGGCCGGUAUGAUGUUGAAGGAUAUGAAACGAUUGCCAGAGGCUGUGGAGCUGAUUGAGAAAGCCAGUGUGAUGUAUGUGGAGAAUGGAACAUCUGGAACUGCAGGCAUGGCUCUGGACAGGGCUGGCAAACUUAUUGAGCCAAUGGAUUUAGAGAAAGCAGUAGACUUGUAUCAGAAAGCUGCAUCUGUUUUUGAGAAUGAGGACCGUCUGAGACAGGCUGCAGAACUGCUGGGAAAAUCCUCCAGACUGCUGGUGCGACUACGCAGGCUGGACGAUGCAGCUGUCUCUCUCCAGAAAGAAAAAAACAUGUAUAAGGAAAUUGAGAAUUAUCCCACUUGCUUUAAGAAAACUAUAGCUCAAGUAUUGGUCCAUCUCCACCGAGGGGACUUUGUAGCGGCCGAUAAAUGUGUGAGAGAAAGUUACAGUCUCCCAGGCUUCAGUGGCAGUGAGGACUGUGUUGCAAUGGAGACAUUAUUGGCGGGUUAUGACGAGCAGGAUGAGGACCAGGUGGCUCGUGUGUGUAACUUGCCUCUUCUCAAGUACAUGGACAAUGACUAUGCAAAGCUGGCCAUUUCUCUGAAGGUUCCAGGGGGAGGUGGCAAGAAAAAGAAAACUCCAGCUGCUCCACAGGGGGGUGCUGGAGGAGCACCAAAAGUAGAGGAGGAGGAUGAUUAUGAAGGAGGCCUGUGUUAGCCUAGGAAAGAUUUUAGCCCUUCUGUGUGAGUGUGUGUGUAAGAGAGACAAAGAGAGUGUUUAAGUGUAUAAGUAUGAGUGAAACUGUACAUGCGUAGACAUACGUGUGUAUUUGUUAAUGUAUUUGGUGACUUCAUGUGACUUCCCCUAUUGUGUACACUGGAUUCUGUUCAGGUCCUGACAAAGUCCUUUAGGCUACAUUUACAUUACAAGGAUCAUUAAAUAAUCUUAAAAGCAUUAUAAAUGGGGAACUGAUCACUGUUUAAAAUAUGAAUAGUAGUUCUCAUAAUGCUUAAAGUGGCGUCUGUUAAUGAAUAAAGUCCCACACUUUAACAAAAUAAGCCGUAUUAAAUUGGUUUGCAGAUCCUACCGCAGGGCAAGGAGGGUUAACGUGCUAGCAGGAACCCCACUCUCUGACGUGGUGGUCCGUGCACAGCUGCCAGAACUAGCUGAAAAAUCAUGUUUUUGUGUUUACAGCAUUGAGCCCAUAGGUACAAAUAAAAAGAUCAGAAAGUGACAUAAACCUGAAUAUGUGAUCUGUGUCACAUUAAGGCUAAAAUAUUUUUUGAGUCUCUUCAGAGUGGUGAUGUGAAUGUAGCCUUUCUGUCUAGGCCUCCCAGACCUUUGGAGUCCAAUCAGAACAAACACAGUGUGACUUCAGUGUGAAUCAUGUAAAUUUACCAUUAAAGAUAUUUAAGAAGCUGUUCUGUAGAAAAAAGCUAAAGCUUUUUAAGUUUUAGAUAUAAAUGUUAAAUGUCAAUUUAUUUACAAUAUUUAUUUCUAAGUCUUUUAAAGUGUUUUUUCAUUUAAUAUGACAACAAAUUGUAUUGUUGUGUACAGUAUCAGUUUUAUCAUGUACUGCUGUUUUAUUUAUCAGUCUGUAAAUUAGUGAAGGCGUCUUGUACCCAAAUGUUUAUGUAGUAUAUGCAAUCGUAUUUAAAUGACCACCCUGUACAUAAUUCUUUAUGUAGUACAAAGUUAUUCAAUUUUUAUCGCUGUAGCUGAAAGAGUUUAUUUGGUCAAAAAUGCUAAUGUGACUAAAAGUGAAGAGCAAUGACCAGUUAGCAUGAUCAUGCUGAGUGAUGCAUUUAGUCUCCAGCUAAUCUUAAUUCACAGUUAGUUAUACUGUCAUUUUUGGCCAAGAGCAAAGUACAGUGCAAACCUCAAGGAAUGGAACUGAGCAGAUACAUUGUUUGCUGCGCUGUGUUAGAUGUUUGCGGCAACUAAGCCAUUUAAAAAAAGCUGUGGGAGGACUGCCAUUAUGUUUUUGCUAUAAAUGUCACUACAAGGUCAAAGGCAAUUGUAUUGUUGCGUACAUCAGUGUACUAGCACACAAAUCAAUUACAGUCAGUAAAUUGAUUGAUUAUUCCUUUUUUGCCAUUCUCUUUUUGAAUACACUGCAUUGUUUUCUCUCUACCACUUUUAUUUUUAUUGGUAAAUUAUGAGUACAUUGGAUAAAAUGACUGAUUUGCUUGAUUAAUUUUCAGAUCAUCAUGAAUAUUGCCAAGAGUAAGUAAACUAAAAGAAAAAGACUUGUAUACUGCAAGCUGUGAUGAAGUCCACUCACGGCAUUACAUUGUUUUCUGUGAGUAAUUUCCUGACAUUGUAACACAAUUUUAGUUCCACCUAUUCUAUCUUAUUGUACUCUGUAUGGCAAAAAACAACUAGCAGUCAUAGUUUAGGUAUUGGCAACAUUGUCCAGACCAGGUCCUAACCAGACAGUUCUAAGGGCAGCACUGCAGAUGUGUCCAUGAGAACACAAGGAUAUCUGUUUAUAGCAACAUGUUCAAGUGGCAGUGGCAUCUAAGCAACAUUUAGAAGUGAAAUUAACUGUAUUUAAUUUGUAUUUAAUACAGACUAUUGCUGUAUUUUUGCAAUCUGAUCUACUGGAGAAAUACUCACUUUCCCCAAAAAAGUGACUAAAGGCAUACUAGACCAUAAGUUUGUUAGAUCAAAUAUGUCUGUCCUUAUGCAUUCCUCUAAUGAUGAUUAUUAAUGUAUGCACAGCAAUAAAGGUCUCUGCUGGUGCACAGCUCA